Molecule: messenger RNA, 672 nt
Organism: Quercus robur (English oak)
Lineage: Eukaryota; Viridiplantae; Streptophyta; Magnoliopsida; Fagales; Fagaceae
Exons: 3
Coding region: 1-672 (223 amino acids)
Molecular function (GO): RNA-DNA hybrid ribonuclease activity; nucleic acid binding
Source: RefSeq, a predicted model, not a curated record
AUGAGCAUAGAAAUCAAGGAAGCUUUAGGGGUUCCUGAAAUUUUGCACUACGAUAAAUAUUUGGGUUUGCCAUCACUUAUGGGAAAACACAAAAAGGUAUGGGCUGAAGACCCUCAAUGGAGUUUGAGAGAACAAAUGACCUUCCAAGACUUCCCUCAACUGCUCCUCCAUGUCUUUGAGUUGGGUUGCAACGUUGAGCUAUUUGUUGUUCAACUAAAGAAAACAGCAGCAGCACCUUCGGUCAGACCUCGUGUAAGGUGGUUACCACCAUCGCUAGAUUGGUACAAAGCUAAUAUUGAUGCGGCAAUUUUUCAGGAUGAUGGUAGAGCAGGUAUAGGUGUGAUAAUCCAUGACAGCCGAGGUUUGUUUAUGGUAUCUUUAACACAGAAUGUUCAGCUUUCUAUUUUAGUUGUGGAGAUGGAGGCUCUGGCAGCCACUCGAGCCAUUGCUCUAGAACUGGGUUAUGAUAGGAUUAUCUUCGAAGGCGACCCUGACACUAUUAUGAGAGCCUUAACGAAUCAGUCACCUCCCUUUGGCUUGCUAAUUAGGGAGGCCCAAGCUUGUGCAAAUUGGCUUAAUUGGGUUAAGUUUCAACAUUUUGGUAGAGACGGUAACAAUGUAGCUCAUAACCUUGCUAGACAUAGACGUCAUGUCACAUGUUUUUCUAUUUGA